This is a messenger RNA of Vigna unguiculata (cowpea), 1366 nucleotides long. RefSeq names its product Cysteine proteinases superfamily protein. The record is from RefSeq and is a predicted model, not a curated record. Gene Ontology annotation, biological process: proteolysis. Lineage: Eukaryota; Viridiplantae; Streptophyta; Magnoliopsida; Fabales; Fabaceae. Gene Ontology annotation, molecular function: cysteine-type peptidase activity.
AAAAACCCCUUCCUCAGAACGAGAACCAUUUUUGGGUUCAAAACACUUUCCACAACACUUACAAUGUGCUUAUGCCUUCAGCCGAUUGUUCCAACCGAACACUGUUAAAGUGUUGAGAGAACCCUCUGCUUCCUGAAAGCUGAUAUGCUUUGAGAACCAAAUGGAGAAGUUGAUUCUGUCUGUCAUUAUUCUUCAUCACAGUGGUUUCUGUGAAACAAGAAAGAAAAAUCAAUUCAGGAUACAGAAACAAUACAGUCUACAACUCCUUUAAGAAAGAAAAGUUGAAGCCUUAGAUGAUGGAAAUUCGUUCUUCACCAUUUCCAUUUGAUUGGAGCAAUGUUCCCCAGCGAUUGCGGACAAAAAGGAAGAGAAAAUUUAAUGGUAAGGAAGCACUUUCUAGACCCAACAAAGUGCAUUCUAGAGCAAAGGAAGCACACUCUAGACCCAAGGAGGAAAUUUCUAGACCAAAAGAAAGGCAUUGUAGACCCAAGGAAGAACUUUCUAGACUCAAGAAUAAACUAGACAGUGGAAUUUUUGAUACUUUCUUGAUGAAAAUAUGGAAGAUUUUCCCAGAAGACAGGAAGACACAGUUUAUGUACUUUGACAGCUUAUGGUUUAGCCUUUACAGGAAUGCUUCAUCUAAGGAUAAGGUGCUGACUUGGAUUAGAAAAGAACCUAUUUUCUCCAAGUCAUAUGUUUUUGUUCCUAUAGUCUGCUGGGGUCACUGGAGCCUUUUGAUCCUCUGCCAUUUUGGUGAGAGCUUGCAAUCAGCUACUAGAUCACCAUGCAUGUUGUUGCUGGAUUCACUUGAAAUGGCCAAUCCAAGGCGACUUGAACCUGAGAUAAGAAGAUUUGUACUAGAUAUUUAUGAAUCAAUGGACCGGCCUGAGACAAGGCGAAUUGUAUCUCAAAUUCCAUUUUUGGUGCCUGAGGUGCCACAACAAAGAGAUGGUAAUGAAUGUGGAUUUUUUGUGCUCUAUUUCAUUAAUUUGUUUCUGAAGCAUGCUCCAGAUAACUUUAGCAUGGAGGGAUACCCUUACUUUAUGAAAAAAGAUUGGUUUAGCUUUGAUGGCUUGGAUAGGUUUCAUGAGGGACUUAUUCACUGAAUUAGAUGUCUCCAAACUUGACUAGACUAGUUAUUUGAUCUAAUAUACUUUAUUCUUGAUUGAUUAUAUUAGAUUGGUAAUGGGGCGAUAUGUUCAUAUAGGAGGCAGGUGCAUCUAAAAGUUUAGUCUAUAGUUUACAGGUUAUUCUCUUAUAUGCAUGUAGUUCAACUUUGUUAGACUCAUAUUUUCCUCUGCAGUUCAUGUUUACAGUAGCAAUUUGCUUCUAUUUGUUUUGUUAAAUUUUGUUCAAAUUCGUAAAA